Molecule: messenger RNA, 3013 nt
Organism: Vanrija pseudolonga
Lineage: Eukaryota; Fungi; Basidiomycota; Tremellomycetes; Trichosporonales; Trichosporonaceae
Gene: fmp521
Product: Protein fmp52-1, mitochondrial
Exons: 5
Coding region: 41-757 (238 amino acids)
Biological process (GO): import into nucleus
Cellular component (GO): cytoplasm
Source: RefSeq, a predicted model, not a curated record
UUCACACUCCCACUUACACCCACAUCACACGCGAACCACCAUGUCCCCCAUCGCACUCACGCUGGUCGGCAGCACGGGCCUGACGGGCGCCAGCGCGCUGCAGCACCUGCUGUCGAGUCCGACGACCUUCGCGCUGACGGCGCUCUCGCGGCGCACCGACGCGCACACUCCGUCGAACAAGGGCACAAGCUACACCAACCGCGUCGUGGCCGACCUCACGACCGUCGCGGCCGCGCCCGAGCCGCUCGUCGCCAGCGGCGGCGUGUACGUCACGGCGCUCGGCACGACGCGCGCGCAGGCCGGCGGCGUGAAGCAGCAGGAGGCUAUCGACCUCGACUUGAACCGCGACCUCGCGACGCGUGCCAAGAAGGACGGCGCGGCGACGAUCAUCGUAGUCUCCUCGGCGGGCGCAGACGCAAACUCGUACUUUGCCUACCCGCGCAUCAAGGGCCAGCUCGAGGAGGACGUCAAGGGCCUCGGGUUCGAGCGUACCGUCAUUCUCCGUCCCGCGACGCUGCUGUACAGCGGAGACCGCGCCGAGAAACGUACCGCCGAAGGCUGGUUCGUCGGCCUCAUCAAGGGCGCGCGCGCUAUCGGCCUCCCUACCGGUGCGCUCGGCAUCGACAUUGAGGACGUCGGCGCCGCCAUUGCCCAGCUCGCGGCCAACCCUCCCGAGGGCGUCUCGACCCUCUACGACGCCGACCUCGUCAAGCUCGCGGCCGAGUUCCGCGCCUCGCAGGCCGCGCCCGAGAAGUAGUACGGCUACCCGCUACCCGCUACCGCUAUAUGAUAAUGCAUAAUUCGCCCAGUCUCUAUCUUCUGAGUGUGGGCACUACGGCCCGAGCUGUGAGCAGAGCAGAAUCGCGCGGCUCCCUGCACUGCUGCACACAUCACACCCCGCCUAGUCCACACGGAUCGAGUGGUACAGCCGCCUGAUGGCAAAGUAUGUCGAGAUGUAACCAAUCGAUCCGCCAAGCAGGAAGUUGAGCAGGGAGAAGAGGAAGAGGUAGCCAAAGUAGAGCACCACGGAAGGGAAGUUGCCAAACGACAGCCGGCUCGCCCAGUACCACACACCGUACACAAACAUCCAGAAGGCACUGCCGCCGCCCACGAGGAACGCGCGCCACUGCCAGCGGUACUCCUCGGCGCAGAGGAUAAAGUACACGAACAGGAUGCUGACGGUGGCCGUCGUCAGAGUGACGACGAGGAAUGUCAGGAAGAGGAAGCCGAACGCGUAGUAAGCUCUGUUGCCAAACAGGCUCGAGAGCACAAAGUAGAGCUCGACAAACGCCGCGCCGAAGGGGAGGAUACCGCCAAUGAUAGCCGCAGGAACAGGCUGGAGGUACCACGGGAUGGGCGGGAUCUGUCUUGGGAUCGAGUUGACGCGCACAGGGUGCGAGAAGCCACCGUGCUUCAUGCCGAGGAAGUAGCCUGCAACGGCGAGCGGCAGCGAGAGCAGGAACCAGAGCAGAAGGAUGGCGAGGAUGGUGCCGAACGGCAUGGCGCCGGAUGCCUUGGCAAAGACAAGGAACAGGUUGAGCAUGCCGAUGAUCGUAAACGUCACAAUAGGGAACAGCGUGGCCGUGAGGAUGAGGUUGGGCUUCCAGGUCUCACCGCCGAGGGUCGUGAAAACGCGCGCAGAGACGUAGCCCGCAAUACCGCUCAUGAGGGUCCAGCACACCAAGAGGACAGUUGCAAGCGAUCCACGGCUUGAGGGCGAAAGGAAGCCGAACAGCGCAAACACGAGGGUGACCGAUACCAUGCAGAUGAGCUGGGCGCCGUUGCCGACCAUGACCGAGAGCAGCAUUGGGCGGUCGGGGGCACGGAACACCUCGCCGUGGACGAGCUUCCAUCCAUAGUCCUCCUGAACGUCCUCGGCAAGGUCGACAGCGUUGUAGCGGUGGAUAUCCUUGGACAUUGUGCGGUAGAGGAUCAUGGCGACCAUGAAGGUGAGGAAGCCGACAAUGACGAGCGAGUUGAUGAGAGAGAACCAGUGGAUCUUGGGGUCAAAGACGUGAAGGUAGCUGUCCCAGCGGAGCCCCCAAGGAAUAUCGCUCUCGAUAAACUCGACCGUGUACGUGUAGUAGAACUCGUUUGUUUGCGAGUCGGACAGCUUGUAUGGCGCGUUCACAAAGCAGUUUGGCGUCGUCUCGCUCUUGACAAUCGAGUCGACGGACCGGGGGUAGACCAUGACGCCGACGACACGGAAAUGCUCAGUGCCACGCUUGUGGUACUGGAUGUAGAUGUCGUAGUGGUUGUUGAGCUCUGGGUGGUGCACGUCCUUGGUAGCAUCGCCAAGGGAGAAACCCUGCGCGUCGAGGAACGUCUCGCCAGUCUUGGUGUCUCUCUUCUGCUCGCUCGACGGCAGGCCGUCGAUGAUAAAGUUGAGACCAUAGUUUUCACGGAUGCGCGCGUUGAUGAACACGGCGUCGAGCUGGGGGACCGAGGACUUGCACAGCGGGACACAGGUCUGGUUCUCGAGCAUCUUGAUGUUGAACGGACUGGACAGGAUACGGUCGCCAAAGAGGAUCGAGCCAAGCGACUCUGGCUGCUUGACUGGUUCGCCUUCGGGGCGACAGAAGUGGAAGCGCUCGUCAUAGUAGUCGAGCGAGAUGAGCGACUUGAGGGUCGCAUUGAGCAUGGGCGAGAGCGAGUUGACAAACACGUCAACCUUGUCGCCCUUUUUGUAGUCGUGCGGCGCGCUGCCGGGGAGGUAGAAUGCCGACACGGGAGAUAAUGUCGACGAUGCGGCGAGGACGACCGCCAGGGCCGUGGCUGCAAAGUUGCGCAUUGUGGUGAGUGGAGUGAUAAGGACAGGAGGAGGAGGAGGAGGGGUAGGGGUAGGGAGGGGAACCGCGCAGUGUCGUCGUCGAGUAGGAGGGAUCUACACGCGGACAAGGGCGGCCAGGCGGACAAGAGGCGUGUGGGCGUGUGGAGUGACGAGUGUCUGUGGUGGGUGAGUGUCAAGCGAUUGCGUGAAGACGCGGUGGGGUGGGGGAGGGAAGUUGAGUGA